Molecule: messenger RNA, 2379 nt
Organism: Acaromyces ingoldii
Lineage: Eukaryota; Fungi; Basidiomycota; Exobasidiomycetes; Exobasidiales; Cryptobasidiaceae
Product: HlyIII-domain-containing protein
Exons: 3
Coding region: 195-2273 (692 amino acids)
Cellular component (GO): membrane
Molecular function (GO): signaling receptor activity
Source: RefSeq, a predicted model, not a curated record
GGGAACGUGAAUUCGUCCUCUUGAUUGCACUCCACCACCACAGCCAACGACGACAAGAGACAGGCUCGAAAGCGGCGGAGAUCAAGAACGAAGAAGCUACGACGCCUGCCUGACUUCUCAAUUCCAGCUUGCUGGCCGAGCAAUCGCAGCGGAGACGCAUAUUCUUGUCUUUGGCACUCUUUCUCUUCAAGACAAUGUCUCCCCUCGAAGCCAGCACCUCGCAGCACAAACUGGAGCGCUCCUCGGCGGCGCUGCAGGCUGUUCGGCGAAGGCCAAACUCAUCAAUGGUGCACAUGCGGAGAGCCUCGCAGCCCGCUGCCGGGCCAUCGCACCAGCGCAAUGUCCUCUCGCGCUCCCUCUCCUCUUCGGCCGCCGAGUCAGACUCGAGCAGUGGGAGCAGCAGCGAGGAUGAGGAGUGGUCUCGAGACCAUUUUUCGGCCCAGCAGGAGGCCCACAGACGCUCACUAGACUACCUGGACCUUUCGCCUUCGCUCCCAUAUACCCUUGCCUCGUUGCGAGCCCAGCUCUUGGCACAGUGCUCCCACCUUGAGGCCAAGAUGCGGUCGCUCUGCAGCAUACAUUCGCCCUCGAAGCCGCGUGAUACAGAGACGGCGCCCUUCUAUGCCCAUCUCGAGGCGCUCAGAGAGGACCUUCGAAGACUAGCCCUGCUCCUCCCUCGGUAUCCCGUCGGUGGCGUGGCAUCCAUCUCUCCUCAGAAGGCAGGCGCCGCUCUUGUUGCACGCUCGCAGACUUUGGCGGCUGACUGGGAAAAGAUGCUGUCGCAUGCACGGCUGCAUGCACCCGAUCUGCAACACUUCAACAUUGCGCUUCCCCUCAACCUCUCGUCCGUCUGGCCUCCGCUUUCGCUUCCGGAUCUCGACGGUCUGCCCUUGGCUGGUGCCAAGAUCCUGGAAAAGGUGCAGGCCCGCUACGAGGCCCUGCAUGAUACCAUCAAUGCUUUGACAUUGCGCGACUGUUUCUACUGGGCACGCGGCCCAGAGGAGUCGUCCUCGCCUGCCCUCUCGCGCCAGCUCGAGGCAAUCAUUGCCUCGCUUCGAGAAAAGGGCGACGUGGUACGACAGACUGGCCGAGCAAGGGCCAACAGCGUGGUCAAAGCUGCCAAGGACGCAGAGGAGGUCAUGUAUGCGGCGGCCGUCGAGCUGGCCAGGGGUGGACAGAAGCUCAUUCGCUACGAGCAUCUUCCCGAGCUCUGGAAAAAUAACGAGCACAUUCUUUCGGGCUACCGCUUCAUCCCCAUCGAGAGGUGGGGUGCGCUGCUGCGAUCGACCUUCGAGGUCCACAACGAGACGGGCAACAUUCUCACUCACCUUAUUGGCGCCUUGAUCGUCAUUCCCCUCUUCUGGCCAUCUAAAGAGCGUGACGCAGCCUACGCCGACGAGAUGACGACGCCGAUGGAUCGGAUGGUGCAGACCAUCUACCUCAUUGCCGCCCUCAAGUGUCUUGUCCUCAGCGUCUCCUGGCACGUCAUGGCCGGCUGCUCGGAUGCAUGCUGGUUCGAGCGCUUCGCCUGUGUCGACUACACGGGCAUCGCGUGGCUCGUCGCUGCAUCGGUCUGGACGCUUGUCUACAACGCUUUCUACUGCCAGCCGAACCUGGCUAUGUUCUACAGCCUGACGACCCUCAUCGUCGGGACCGUGGGCGCCAUUGUGCCCUGGGCUGCAUGGUUCAACGAGCGACAGAACAAGGGUCUGCGCAUCUCCGUCUUCCUGGCGAUGUGCUUCACCGCCCUCGCGCCAUUCACACACGCCUCCAUCUCGCACGGCUUCAUGCGCACCUUUAGCUUCUUCUCGCCCAUCCUUCCCAGCGUUGGCUGCUACGUCGCUGGCCUCGUCUUCUACGCCUUUCAAUUCCCCGAAAGGUUCGCACCGGGCAAGUUUGACCUCUGGGGACAUGCGCACCAGAUCUGGCACAUCAGCAUCGUCCUCGCCAUCCUGUUCCACUAUCGUGCCACAUUUAUCUGGCACGACCAGCGCUUUGCCUUCAGCUGCGCAGCAGCAGGAGCCAACGGGCCCUCUACAUUCCUCGAUGGCCUCACACCCCCUCAUGCAGACGGGUCCUCGGGCAUUCUUCUUGAAUCGCUCAGCCGGCUGGGCCAGUCCGCCAUUGGCGGCUCCGUCGUUGAGGCCGCAUCGGACCUUUCCAAGGCAGACGAAGUCGUCCACGGUUGGCGCAGAGCUGCUGGCCGGCUCGCUGGCGGCUACGUCGGGCUGGCCUGGGACUGGUCCGUCGAUCGGCUCAUGGCGGCUUUCUAGACACAUUCUGGCCUCCUUUUGCAUCUCUCAUAUCCGGCUUGUUGCUAUUCCCUCUCAUAUCUGUCAAGCUCAAUUCUUCUCCUUGCAAAUAGAUUCAUUCAGUCAG